AACAUCACAUGUACAGAUCAUCUAGUGACCUGACUUGUAUUUAGUUGUUUUUAAGUUAUAUACCCCGCAUUUGAAUAAUCAGAUCAAUAUGUCGACUGCACGCACGGUUAUAUGUCUGCUGAGAAAUGACCUGCGCCUCCACGACAACGAGGUGUUCCACUGGGCUCAGAGGAAUGCAGAAUAUAUCGUCCCACUCUACUGUUUUGAUCCCAGACAUUACUUGGGAACAACCAACUACAAUCUGCCGAAGACCGGCCCCUUCCGCCUGCAGUUCCUUCUGGAAAGCGUGAAGGACCUCAGGGACAUGCUGCUCACAAAGGGCAGCACUCUUCUGGUCAGACGGGGUAAGCCGGAGGACGUGGUCGGCGACCUCAUCAAACGACUCGGCUCCGUCAGUGCCGUGGCCUUCCAUGAAGAGGUGGCGUCGGAGGAGCGGGCAGUGGAGGCAGGGCUGAAAAACGUCUGCGCCGAGAUGAAGGUGAAAGUUCACACCUGCUGGGGCUCCACACUGUACCACAGGGACGAUCUGCCCUUCCAGCACACAUCCAGGCUGCCUGACGUGUACACCCAGUUCAGGAAGGCGGUGGAGACCCAGGGCAGGGUGAGGCCUCUGUUCCCCAGCCCAGACCGACUCGGCCGGCUUCCCCCGGGCCUGGAGGAAGGGCCCAUCCCUACCAUGGAGGACCUGGAGCAGACAGAGCCCGCGAUUGAUCCCCGCUCUGCCUUCCCCUGCAGCGGUGGGGAGAGCCAGGCUCUGGCCAGACUCAAACACUAUUUCUGGGACACGGAUGCUGUCGCUGCUUAUAAGGAGACCCGUAAUGGCCUGAUUGGUGCAGACUAUUCAACAAAAUUUGCACCCUGGCUGGCAUUGGGUUGCAUUUCCCCCAGGUUUAUCUACCACCAGAUCAGGAAGUACGAGAGCGAGCGGACAGCCAAUCAGAGCACAUACUGGGUCAUUUUUGAACUACUCUGGAGAGAUUAUUUCAAGUUUGUGGGUGCCAAGUAUGGAGACAGACUGUUCCACAUCAGAGGGCUUCAAGACAAAUCUGUUCCGUGGAAAAAGGACCGGAAGCUCUUCGACGCAUGGAAAGAGGGACGCACAGGGGUGCCCUUCGUAGACGCCAACAUGAGAGAGUUGGCCAUGACGGGCUUCAUGUCCAACAGGGGGCGCCAAAAUGUAGCCAGUUUCCUCACCAAAGACCUGGGCCUGGAUUGGAGGAUGGGAGCUGAGUGGUUUGAAUACCUGUUGGUCGACUACGACGUCUGCAGCAACUACGGCAACUGGCUGUACAGUGCCGGUAUAGGAAACGACCCCAGAGAAGACAGGAAAUUUAACAUGAUCAAACAAGGGCUGGACUAUGACAGCAAUGGGGACUACGUGAGGCGGUGGGUUCCAGAGCUGCAGGGUCUCAGGGGGGGGGACAUCCACACACCCUGGGCCCUCAGCAGCGCCAGCCUGUCGUGCGCUCGGGUGUCCCUCGACGACACCUACCCCUCCCCCAUUGUCGUGGCGCCCGAAUGGAGUAGACACUAUAACAAGAAGCCGAGUGUCCCGGGGCCCUCGGCCAGAGGGAAGAAAGGUCCAUCCCGCACCCCCAGACAGCACCGGGACAGAGGCAUCGAUUUUUAUUUCUCGAAAAGCAAAAACUUCUGACCCGCCACACACCGAGGUCCAAAACUGCGAGCGGACACAAAGGCCGCCAAAGCGGCGGUGAUGCCAGACUGUGAUGGACCAGCACAUCUGCUGCGUCACACACGCCGUUCAGACUGGAAGCUGUUGUGCGGUGACGCCACUCAGGAAGUGCAAGUUCUCUUUCAUGCCCGAAUACUUGAAUCUUACUGACCUACAUAUACUGCGUUGGUUUUCUAGAGGACGCUUUCUCCCCACCACCAUGUUCUUGUGAAGUUGUAAAUCACGCAGUGCUUCUUGCCCUUCAACAGAAGGGGGACGCUGCCUUUUUUGCGUCGUUCGCUUUUUGGCAGUUUAAGUUGUUGCGGAUUCUUGUUUUUCCAUCGCAUGCUGGUUGAGUUUUUGUUUUCAUAUCUUUAUGCUGUUUUACGCUGCAGAUCCCAUAUAUCUCUUCUUAUGAGCAGUUGGGGGGGGGCACUCGAAAUGUGAACUGUGCUAUGAGGGACUCCAGUAUGGUAACAUGUUAUUACAUAGAAAAAGGAAUGUGAUAUUUGCAAAUAAAUAAAUAAACAUACUAACCCGGAGUUGUGCAUAAAAAACGAGGAUGUUAAGGUGUGGCGUUAAAAAU
This is a messenger RNA of Lampris incognitus (smalleye Pacific opah), 2258 nucleotides long. RefSeq names its product cryptochrome DASH (gene cry-dash). The record is from RefSeq and is a predicted model, not a curated record. Lineage: Eukaryota; Metazoa; Chordata; Actinopteri; Lampriformes; Lampridae. Bases 89 to 1654 code for a protein of 521 amino acids. Gene Ontology annotation, biological process: photoreactive repair. The transcript is spliced from 14 exons. Gene Ontology annotation, molecular function: FAD binding; damaged DNA binding; deoxyribodipyrimidine photo-lyase activity.